Ananas comosus (pineapple) is the source of this 1641-nucleotide messenger RNA. Its product is annotated as nuclear transcription factor Y subunit A-7-like. Gene Ontology annotation, cellular component: CCAAT-binding factor complex. Gene Ontology annotation, molecular function: DNA-binding transcription factor activity, RNA polymerase II-specific; RNA polymerase II cis-regulatory region sequence-specific DNA binding. The coding region runs from base 284 to 1351 and encodes 355 amino acids. Lineage: Eukaryota; Viridiplantae; Streptophyta; Magnoliopsida; Poales; Bromeliaceae. The transcript has 6 exons. Gene Ontology annotation, biological process: regulation of transcription by RNA polymerase II. The record is from RefSeq and is a predicted model, not a curated record.
AUUUCCUUUUACUAUAUGCGAGAGGUGGCGUAGUAUAUAUUUAGCAAAAAAAAAGAAAAAAGAAAAAGGUUUGUUUUGUUAAAUACUAUUUUAUUGAGGAUAAAAGAGCAAAAAAACACAGCAAAAGAGACGAAGCAGAGGAGGAGGAGGAGGAGGAGGCAAAGAGAGAGAGAGAGAGAGAGAGAGAGAUAAGGGUUUGGAGCGAGAGGGAACAUGCUCCCCUUCAUAGGUGUCAAGUAAAAGCACAAAUUUCUGAAGAAGCUCAACAGUUUGGAGCAGUGAGAUGCCUAUUAAUAAUGUAAAGGCUUUUGAUAUGCAAAACAUUACUGGCAAAGCUACGGAGGGCAGUUCAGUCCAUUCAGCAUCUAUUAAUGUUUUACAGAACUGUCAAUCUUGGUGGAAUUCUUCUAGCAUGUUCCACUUUCAGCAACCAUCGUAUCCCAAGACGUUGUGCGUGAACAAGGAAUUCGUGGCAGAACAUGGUAAUCAGAUAAAGCAAGUUGGUCAUCAGAUGCCCGACCAAGACUCAUCGUCAACUCAGUCAACUAGUCAGUCCAAUCAAGAAGUUUCCGGAAGAAGCGAAGGUAGCAGCCUAAAUGAGCAGCAGCAUACUUCAACACAAUCUGGUAUAAGUUAUUCACACGGUAAUGCUGAUAGCUAUGGAAAGCGGGAUGACGGUCAGAUGAAGUCAGUGUUAUCUUUGGGAAAUCCGGAAGCUGCCUUUCCACCUCAGAAACUUGAUUAUUCCCAGUCUUUCGCUUGUGUUCCAUACCCUUAUGCUGAUCCAUGCUAUGGUAACGUACUGACUGCUUAUGGGGCACAUGCCAUUAUUCAUCCUCAAAUGGUGGGUAUGGCACCUUCCACCCGGGUCCCUCUGCCUCUUGAACCUGCCUCCGAAGAACCAAUUUAUGUGAACGCAAAGCAAUAUCAUGCAAUCCUACGAAGGAGACAGCUACGAGCAAAGUUAGAGGCUGAAAAUAAACUUGUCAAAAAUCGGAAGCCUUACCUUCACGAGUCUCGACAUCUCCACGCGAUGAAGAGAGCUAGAGGAUCCGGAGGGCGCUUCCUUAACACAAAACAGCUUCAACAACAGCAGCAGCAGCCGCAGUCGGAUAACACAAAGCUAUUGGGUUUGAACUUCCUCUCCGAAAACGGCCCGACCGGCUCAUCUGCGACUCCGACCAGCUCCGAUAGCACAAGCAUGUCCAACAGUGGCGGCGUAUACAUGCAACAGGACAAUCUCGGCUUCGCAGCAAGCAAUCUCCACUCUCAUGCAAGGAGGGGUAUUCAAGACGGAAGCAACAAAAUUGCCAACGGCGGCUCGCAUGUUAGGGUUCCGAUCAUGAGGUGACAUGGAAAACUCGGGGAAUGUUGUUUCCUUGGCAAUUCAUCCUUGGCUCUUAUGGUGUUCGGUUACUGCUAUUUCUGUUUUAUGUGGAUAUGUAAAACUCAUUAGUAGGUUGAUCCAAAACUAAUAGUUGCAAGUGUUAUUAGUGGGAGUGCUUGACAUCUCUUAUUUUGGACAUAUUUGUGUUGCGAGAGAAAUGCAUGCUAAGUGUAUCUUUUCUCUCUCUUUCCUGGGAUGUUAACAGAACAGAUCUUUCGCAGCUUCUAGUAUUGUAGAUUGUUUAUGUUGUUGGA